Messenger RNA from Eurytemora carolleeae, 3495 nucleotides. RefSeq lists its product as uncharacterized. Gene Ontology annotation, biological process: negative regulation of transcription by RNA polymerase II; cell differentiation; positive regulation of transcription by RNA polymerase II. The record is from RefSeq and is a predicted model, not a curated record. NCBI's taxonomy places the organism in Eukaryota, Metazoa, Arthropoda, Copepoda, Calanoida, Temoridae. The coding region runs from base 66 to 2117 and encodes 683 amino acids. The transcript has 13 exons. Gene Ontology annotation, molecular function: RNA polymerase II cis-regulatory region sequence-specific DNA binding; zinc ion binding; nuclear receptor activity.
UUAUGAUAUUCAAAACUUUUAGAUUACUAUGUCACUUUAAUAAAUUAGUCUGAGGCUCCUUAAAUAUGAGUAUUGUGCGCGGGGCUUUUGCCCCGGGUCGAAAUGGAGGUGGUGGUGGAAGUAGAGGAGCAGGAGGGGAUGAGAAACCUCAUGCUCAAGCUAAACUCCUCUCUCCCACAGAGAAGUGCAAGAUAUGCAACGAGCCGGCCGCCAAGCACAUUCAUUACGGAGCAAUGACCUGCUUCAGCUGCCGGGCAUUCUUCCGCCGAUCAAUCCAGAACAAAACCGCCAACUCAUAUACUUGCCGCCGAAGCCAGAAUUGUGAAAUCAAUCUGAGAACUCGGAAGAAUUGUCAAUUUUGCAGGUACCAGAAAUGUCUUAGUGUUGGCAUGAAAACUAACUGGGUCCUUUCCGAAGAGGAACGCCAGCGUAGGUUCAGGAAAGUUCGAGAACGUCACGAAGCCAACGAUCUACCUCAAAAUCACAUGCCAGAGGAUGACUACCACGAUGACGGAGAAGAUGAAGUCGAAGAAAACGGCGGCCAGCUCCCAGAGUCAAACUCCUAUCAUGAGCAAAACGGCCGAGGUCAAAAUUCAUACGAGGAGGUUAGAUCAAUUCUUCAAAGUUCUUUUGAUCAACGCGGGGAAAGGUUGGAAGACCCUCGGGAAGGUUCUAGUCGAGGAUAUUCCGCGGUAUCCCUCCACCCUGUUCAAGUUAAGGUUGAGCCUAGGAAUCCGUCUCCUAGUUACUAUGAUGUAUCACAAAUACAGGUAAAAGAUGAGCCGGGAAGUCGACCCUUCACUUCUCACAUAACUUCUAGUUCCGACAAUUCUAGUGCUCUCAUCAACGCUAUCUGCUCUGGUCGAGUAGAUCAUACUGUUCGUUCCAGCUCAAUUUCUCCAGCUGUAACCCAGAUUGCUGUUUCUGGGCAUUCAAACCGGUUUAUUCUGCCUGCUAACACUCAACCCUCGGUUAUUGUUCAACAGAAUCAAAAUUUAUGUACUAAUGAAGGAUUUUCUAUGAUGAUGGGCGACGAUCAGCCUAAAAUGGAGAUGUCUAAUGGGUUCCACGAUCUGGAUUCUGAGGACACAGACUUUGAGAUGAUCAGUAAUCUCGUAGAUAUCGUCCAUCCUUCAUUUAUCUCCGUCUCUCAAGCGGGUUCGAAUCCUUCUCUCUACUCAGGAUCCAACGGAUCUAUUCUUGCCUGUCACAACUCCCAGACCGGGGGUCAACCAAUCGUUGCCGGUGAUUAUGUCGAAACCGUGCUCGAGGGUCUUGCUCCGGAUGAGAUGAACUCUGAUGAUGAGGAGGGAUACGUCAACAUGAAUGGAUUUUAUGAUCCCCAACCAGAGAUCAUCUUUACUCCGGACGAAGCUGAGAUCUUAAAAAAUGUAGUGGAAAGUCACAAUGAACGCUACCGAUCUGUAAAUUUUGGCGAAGAACUUAUUAAGGAAAUGAUUUUUUGUUCGAUGUUCAGCAUUCCUGUAUCAACUCAAGCCGCCAUUACUGGUUACAGGUUGAUAGUCGAGAGAAUUACGAGGAUUGCAAACCAUCAGGAAGCCUUCAAGCAGCUCUCCAAUGAGGAUCAGGGUGCUCUACUCAAAGAGAACGCGAACCUGUUAGUCAGUCUCAGGGGAGCGAUCUUCUUCGACUCUCAGAAGAAUGGAGCCCAGCAAGUUAUGCUCUCCAUGGGGGAAGAUGACAUACAGACGAUAGAGAACAUGUUCUCUAAACUGUUGAGGGAGGACACCAUGAAGCACAUCGACUACAAGACCUUUAACAGCAUCCAGGCGAUCGGCCUCUCCCCCAAGGAGGAUCGAUAUAAUUAUCUGCAGGAGAAAGUUGGAAAAGUUCUGAAUGAUGAGACCAUAUCUAUUCUGUUAACAUAUACUGUACUCUUCUCCCCUGAUUUCUGUUCUCUCACCAACAGUAGGGAAGUUUACCGAACUCAGUCCAUGUAUCUGAAAAUGCUUUAUCGGUAUAUAUACUCGAAACAUCCACGGCAUGCUGCGCGUUUGAAGCUGGCAAACGUUCUCGAUGUUAUCACGUGCAUUCGAGAAAUGGCGGAAAUUAAGGAGCUACGCGCCAUCAACCAAAAUUUACGAGUCAAUUUGUAGGAAGAUGAGUACAAAAUAUGUUGCAGCUUUUAUAAGAGUUUUAACUUGGCUCCUGAGCAGAUGGAACUUCUUAUUUCUUAAUCUCGACAAAGAUGCCGGUAUUUUAUUGUGUUAAUGUUUUAAACACGCCUGUUUGCUUUUCAUUCAGUACUUCAUUGAUUUUAUAGACAGGGGGAGCGAACGUAUUGACCAAUGAUGAGAUAAUUCGCAAUCUUAACUAAAGUAAAUAUGUAGAAAUUUUUACGGUGAUCACUGAUCAUUCUCUAAAAGUUCUGUAAUAAAUUUAAAUAUAACAUCUCUUGUUCCUUCUGUAAAAUCUUUGCUUUAAUUAAUUUAAGAACCAGAUCUUUGUCAUUUGGGUUUUACUUUAUUCGACUAGUUAUGUAAACAGUUUUUUAUUUCAAUGAUGUUGAAAAUAGUCUUAGCUUUUAAAAUUGUUAGUUUUAUGUGUGGAUAAACCAAGGUUGCUCUGGAUGCGCUCUAAUGUAGGAGCGCAUUCAGAGUAUCAACCUUAAUAUACAACGUUGUUAUAAAAUGAUCCUCAAUUUACCCUAGUUUCACUACUAUCAAAGCAAAGAUUGAGUUAGAAUUACUUCUGUAUAUGACUAUGAGUGUUAAAAGGGGUCAAAUGUUAUCUCAUUUGAUGUGCAAACAGAGUUUGGCCCCGUCCUUACAUAGUUAUUCUGGACCCUCCCCCCUCCUAUAUUUUGCUUGGCAACCUCGCGUGAUUAUACUACGGUGGUAGGUGAUUAUAUCAAUAUAAUUAAGACAAAUAUUUUAUGUAAGUGUAAUAGUUAACAAGAUUUGUUUGAAUUACAAGCAUAACUUAUUAAAGAGAAGCUUUUUUAAUUGACAGCUUCUCUUUGUUUCCAUGUUUUUUUUGUAGAAAUGCUGUUUAAAAGCUUGAUAUAAAUCUAAAUUUAAAUUGAACGUCGUCUUCAUUAUAUUGAUAUGAUCACCUUCCACCGUGAAAAGUCAAGAAACGGUUCAAAUAGAUGGUAAGGGGGGGGGGGUCCAUGGAAUCUUCACUCAGUUGUCGGAGUUUAAUAUUUACUUGCAGAAAUAUCAUUCUUAGAAGUUUAUAUUCCUUAAAAGUGCACUAGAGCCUUUAUGUAUUUUUUUUGCCCCAUUGGGUUCAAUUAUCAGAUAUUUUGACCCAGCUCUUUUUAUCAUGAAAGAAAUACAAAUUUUGAUAAAUUUCAGUUCACUCUUUUGUUUCCCUGAAAUCAUCUUAUAGAAAGGUUAUGUCAUCAUAACCAUAAAUGUUCUGUACUAAACAUGUAUACCUCGUUUGCGAUGAAAGAAAAAGUGUGAUAAAAAUAUAGAUUUUAUUGUAAUCGUAUAUCUGUGUACCCAAUACAAUACAUAAUGUACAGUA